GCUCUCAGGACGUAAGCCAGUUGUGUCAAGCAAGACAGUCUCAAUCAGAAAUAUCCUGGACCGUAUCAUCAUCAUGACCUCUUGCUCGUCUGAAGGAAAUCUGCGUGAGCAAAAACUUUCGGAGGUCCGCGCAGACUUCUGGGAUCGGCGCUGGGCCCCCAGCCCUGGCGAGUGGAGCGCGCCAGGGGCGGAGCCAGAGGCGCCACCGGAGAGUCCAAUCUCCGUCCCAAGACAAGGAGAGUCUAUAGUUUGGCAGUGUUUCCGUCUUCGGUUCCAGCAAGGUCGCCCCGCCCCUUCUGAAUGUCGCCAGGCCGUCGUUGAGAGCACUCAGGCCACCGAGUGCCGCGGCCGCGGCGGCCUCUUGGUGCCCUCGCGCGGGCCCCAUCAGUCCUGGCGGCCUUCUUGGAAGGAGCCAAGCUCGAGGAGGAGGAGGAGGAGGAGGAGGAGGAGGAGGAGGAGGAGGAUGCCCAACCUAGUCAUGGGUCCGCUGUGGACGCCUCCAUCUGGCAAGGCUCGCCCACCCCUGCAUCGUUGAUCGCACGAAUGUCGACCAGGUAGGCAGUGCCGGGGCGCAGCCCUUGGACGCAGAACGAGGUGGUCGCUGUGCACUCCGAUACCGUCACGAAGUCGUCGCAUCCGGGUGGCAAGAUGGCUACAGAAUACCCGCGAACGGGACAGCAGCCGGGAUCCUCCAGGGGCGGACUCCAGUGGAGCGUCAGCGAGGUGCUGCCCACGCUUGAGAGGUGCGCGAGCUGCACCGGCCCUGGCGCCCCAGAAGUGGAGCACCUCAGCCUCACCUCGGCGACCUCUGCCCCGGAUUCGAGGGCGCACACGUCCCAGGCCGCCAGGCGGCCGUGCAGGCUGGGGUCGCGGAGUGGCACCGCCCGGGCGCCCAGCAACGCGGUCUCCUCGUGGAAGAGGGCCGACCUGGCAGCACCACAGGCACACGACGCAGUAGGUGUCGAGGCUGCUCACCCUCAUGGAGAGCCUCUGGCCGAAGCGCACCAGCGCAGGCCCCUGGCCGCCCGAUGCCUCCGCGGCGCGGGCGCCCGUCACCAGGUGCGAGCCGCCCUCGGUCUCGCGCGGGGCCUGGCUCGGCACCUCGGUGUCCGGCAGCGCCGAGGAGCCCGGGUGGAUCGAUGUUGUAAGGGAUGCUGAGUACCAUGCCGCGGCCGCGGCCGGCACGCCGGAGCGCACCGUGAGUUGGUCCACGUCCACCACCAGGACCUGCGGCGGCUCCGCGCCCUCGGGGCCUGGGCCGCCGGGGUGCGCCGCCGCGGCCUCCCGGCGGCCCGCAGGAGCCCUACCUUCCAUGCUCAGCACCGCCACGAGCCGCCAGUACCCUCGCUGGCCCCGGCGGGCCGGCCAGUGUGCGGCGGUACUCCAGCCACUCGGCCGCCGACCGCGUGCACCAGCCCGCGCCCGCGGCCCGCGCGGGGCGGAGGCGCUCCACGGGCGGGUGCCCGCGGCCGUGCCCGCGGCCGCCGGGGAGCCAGGCGCCCGGACGUGGCGCCGGCCCCGCGGCCGCGGCGGGAGCCACGCCCAGGUGGGCUUUCCACGCCGGCGCUGGCGGCUCGGGACAUGGACGGAGCCCUCCCUGCGCCAUCGGUGCUCCGCCUGCGGCGGCGCGGGGCCGCCCCCGUGCAGCGUCGCCUCCGGCGGACCUGCGCGGGCCGUCGGCGCCAUGGCCCCGCCGCGCACGAGGCCUCCCCGCCCCCGCGGCCCGCAUC
Molecule: messenger RNA, 1730 nt
Organism: Prorocentrum cordatum
Lineage: Eukaryota; Dinophyceae; Prorocentrales; Prorocentraceae
Source: the annotation of a GenBank genome assembly